AUGGUACAUCCGCCUCCUCUUGGAACUCUCGCACACUUGGUGGUUGUUUGGUUUGGGGGAGGGAAGAGGCAUUCAUUAGAUAUAUUCGCCCGCCUCUGGCAUACACCCGAAAAAAAAGCACACACACAGCUCCCAUUCCAUUCGCAGGAUGCUGCUGAUUCGCGCUCAAAUGCUCAUUGGGGCCUUCAUCGUUCUGAUGCCAUUGGUCGUCAUGGCCAGUUCCCCACCCAAACAGAACGUAACACUCGCACUGAAUGUAUCUGGAAACGGGACCAAGGCCCAGGCCAAUGGAACUGCAGCUGUGGAAACCGCACCAAUAGCCACAGCAACGACAACGUCAACGGCGCCGGCCCGGCACCGGCACCGGCACCGGCAGCAUCCGCUGUACACGUCAGGCGCAUACGAAGAAGGACUAUUGAUAUUCCAGUAAUUGCGCUGGACUAUAUGACAGGACACAUGCCUUGUGACAUGGACAUAAGAGGUAUUCGGCGCUACAUUACGGCGUUUCCCAACCAGUGCAUCUGGAGCUACAACAAUCGCUACACCACCGAGGGCUACUAUCGCGUCUACAAGAUGUACCAAUUGGAGGCAUUCUUCUUUGGCCAGUACCACGAGCGUCUCAAGCGCUACGAGACGGAGCCCCAUAACUAUGACGCAGAGUGAAGCGCGUAGAGAACUCGGGUAUUGGCUGUUGCACUCCCCACUCAGUCCAAUACAUGUCAUUAGCAUUGAUUGUAUCUGAGCAUCAAUUAUAAUUCAUUUAUUGGAAACAUAUGGGCAUUGAUUUAGUUUUCACA
Molecule: messenger RNA, 797 nt
Organism: Drosophila obscura
Lineage: Eukaryota; Metazoa; Arthropoda; Insecta; Diptera; Drosophilidae
Exons: 3
Coding region: 1-663 (220 amino acids)
Source: RefSeq, a predicted model, not a curated record